ACGGCAGCCGGCUUCUAACGGCGGCGCGUCCGUAGCAGCAAGUCAAGCCGAGGCUGAAGGCUGGUUAUCUUCCCACUCUCGGACACACUUUUAGACGAAAGCCCCUGCCGCAAAGUUUGAAUGAGGCCGUUCCUUUACAUGAAUGGACACCCUUGAGAGCUGGUGCUGCGGGUUACAUAUCAGCCAUUGACACAGCCAUGAUUAGGACAGGAACAAUACAAAGAGAUGGUGGGCUUAAAAGACUGCAAUUUUUGCCACUAAUGUUAAGGCCAGCCUUACAAGUUAAGGAAUAAGAAGGGUAUGCAUGAAGAAUUUUUCCUGUUUAUUUGAACAGUAACACACAAUUGGAUUGUACAGUUUCUGAGUCAAGCAAGAGACACUUUGCUGCCGAGGAACUUUCCCUCCGAAAGCAAAAAGAGGAGGGAAAAUUGAACUGCGUUGGAUGUUCCAAAACAAGUACCUCCAGUUCAGUGAAUAUUGUCAUUGUCUUGUCAUAUCAAGUUAGCAGUUUUUCACUGUACUGUAAACAAUUUCUAAAAGUAAUACCCACAAACUUAACCAAAAAAAGAGAGAAAAGAUUCUCCGGUCCUUAUGCUCUGUAAAGGCAACAUAGUGAAAGUUGUAGAUUUGAUGUGCUCAUGUAUUAUGAGGACAGUAAGGAACAGAUUUCAGAAGUGUGAAUAUUGUGUGAUAUAUUAUUCUCUCAGAAAGAAUGUCAAGUCGUCGUCUCACUCCGCCAUGUGAUAGGCGGCAGCUUCCAUGGAGCAUGACUGGCAUGGGCUCACCCACUGGUGAACUGCGGCCAAUGCGAUUACCAUUUCUUGAAGCUGAUCCGCGGCUUCAAUCGAUGUGCGGGGGCUCCAUGCAGCAGCCUGUUCGACUGAGCGGUCCUCGGGCCAGACUGCUGCUACCGCCGCCGCCGCCGCCACAACCGCUGCCCGCCCUGCCUCCGCCGCCGCCCGCUCCGCUUCACCUGCCCGCCCAGUCGCCCCUUGACGCCGUGGGGGGCCCGGCAGCCGUUCUGAGCGGAGAUCGAUCGCGGACGAAGGACGGGCUCAUACCUGGAAGGCAACCCCUGUUCACAAUGUAUAGACCAAAAGUAAGCCUUAAAGACCGGCAACAACUUUACAGGCUUAUUAUUAGUCAGCUGUUAUAUGAUGGAUAUAUCAAUAUUGCUAAUGGUCUGAUAAAUGAAGUAAAGCCACAGUCUGUCUGUGCACCCUCUGAACAACUGUUGCAUCUUAUUAAACUAGGAAUGGAAAAUGACGAUAGUGCAGUGCAGUAUGCAAUUGGACGCUCUGAUACAGUAGCUCCUGGAACAGGAAUUGACUUGGAGUUUGAUGCAGAUGUACAGACUAUGUCCCCAGAAGCAUCUGAAUAUGAGACAUGUUAUGUCACAUCUCACAAAGGACCAUGUCGUGUAGCGACAUACAGCAGAGAUGGACAGUUAAUUGCUACAGGAUCAGCUGAUGCAUCAAUAAAAAUACUUGAUACUGAAAGAAUGUUAGCAAAAAGUGCUAUGCCCAUUGAGGUUAUGAUGAAUGAAACAGCUCAGCAGAACAUGGAGAACCACCCAGUUAUUAGAACCCUUUACGAUCAUGUAGAUGAGGUCACCUGUUUAGCUUUUCAUCCAAAUGAACAAAUCCUUGCAUCUGGAUCCAGAGACUACACUCUGAAAUUGUUUGACUACUCGAAACCAUCUGCCAAAAGAGCUUUCAAAUAUAUUCAGGAAGCAGAAAUGCUGCGCUCUAUAUCUUUCCAUCCUUCUGGGGAUUUCAUACUUGUUGGGACACAGCAUCCUACCCUGCGGCUCUAUGAUGUGAAUACUUUCCAGUGCUUUGUAUCUUGCAAUCCUCAAGAUCAACAUACAGAUGCUAUAUGCUCAGUUAAUUACAAUGCAAGUGCUAACAUGUAUGUAACAGGCAGCAAAGAUGGAUGCAUCAAAUUGUGGGAUGGAGUUUCAAAUCGUUGUAUCACCACUUUUGAGAAGGCACAUGAUGGUGCUGAAGUCUGUUCCGCCAUUUUCUCUAAGAACUCCAAGUACAUACUUUCAAGUGGAAAGGAUUCUGUGGCUAAACUAUGGGAGAUAUCAACAGGAAGGACACUAGUCAAAUAUACAGGAGCUGGCCUGAGUGGACGCCAGGUUCAUAGGACACAGGCUGUUUUUAAUCAUACCGAAGACUAUGUGCUCCUUCCAGAUGAAAGGACCAUUAGCCUUUGCUGCUGGGAUUCCCGAACGGCGGAGCGAAGAAACCUCCUUUCCUUGGGGCAUAAUAGCAUUGUUCGCUGCAUUGUCCAUUCGCCUACAAAUCCUGGCUUCAUGACCUGCAGUGAUGACUACAGAGCUCGAUUCUGGUACCGAAGAUCAACCACAGAUUAAAAUAGCAGUUCUGAAAUGCUUGCUCAAAUUUUAUCCCAUUUUCUUUUACAGAUAAGUCUGUUUUUAUUAUGAUUUAUUUCAGAAGUUUGAAAAUGAAUCAUCUGUAAGAAAGAAACAAGCCCUACCUGAAGGGUAUUUUUAAAGUUGUGGUCUUAUAUAUUUUUUUAAAAAAAGAACCCAUAAGCUUAAUUUUUUCCUUAAAUGUACAAGUCUGCCCAUUUUUACUACUUAAAGUUGGUCUUUUGUUUUUGUGUUUUUAACAAAUUUAAUAAUCUUUAUUUCUUUGUAUAUACAUUUAAUUGCCUAGUCCUGGUUUGUAAUUUUAUACUAUGCUUUAAUGUUUUGUUAUUCUUUAGAUGAUUUACAUCUGCUAGCCUACAGUUCUCUUAUUAAAACUAAUUCUUACAGCAGUGUGCCUUUG
Molecule: messenger RNA, 2801 nt
Organism: Ahaetulla prasina
Lineage: Eukaryota; Metazoa; Chordata; Lepidosauria; Squamata; Colubridae
Gene: CSTF1
Product: cleavage stimulation factor subunit 1
Exons: 8
Coding region: 713-2380 (555 amino acids)
Biological process (GO): mRNA 3'-end processing
Cellular component (GO): mRNA cleavage stimulating factor complex
Molecular function (GO): protein binding; RNA binding
Source: RefSeq, a predicted model, not a curated record